Cucurbitaria berberidis CBS 394.84 is the source of this 1739-nucleotide messenger RNA. Its product is annotated as DUF89-domain-containing protein. The coding region runs from base 64 to 1509 and encodes 481 amino acids. The transcript is spliced from 4 exons. Gene Ontology annotation, molecular function: phosphatase activity. The record is from RefSeq and is a predicted model, not a curated record. Gene Ontology annotation, biological process: DNA damage response. Gene Ontology annotation, cellular component: nucleus; cytoplasm. NCBI's taxonomy places the organism in Eukaryota, Fungi, Ascomycota, Dothideomycetes, Pleosporales, Cucurbitariaceae.
CAUGCAGGUAACCAAUACCAAAAAUAUAAUCGACCAAGCUUCCAAAUCGAACAAUAAGCCACCAUGGAGUACGACACCUUCGCGGCAUCGCAAUACAAGACCAGCGACGCAACUUCAUUCGCCCAUACAUCUGCGCGCGAGCGAUGGCCCAUCAUCAUCACGCAGGGCAUUGACGACGUCCAUCGCUCUUUGCAUGGCACUCAAGACGAACAGGCGCUGAGCGAAGGCAAAUGGGUUGUUUCCGAGCUGGCCAAGCUGAAGUACGAGGUGCAACACGACCGCGAAUUGACACCCAUUCCUGACGAUGGCGAGAGAGACAUCGAGGCAUACAACAACGAAUUGAAAGCAAGAGGGAAUCUCAAGUGGCAUAGCGUAGCAUGGCUUUACGCGGAGUGCUACCUGUACCGACGUAUAUCGAGCAUCUUCAAACAGACUUCAAAGUGGAGGUCAUAUGACCUCUUCGCCCGCCAGAAAAUGUCGACGUUCAAAUCAUCGCGGCCCGCCGUUCUCGAACUUGCCGCCCGCUACAAAGACAUUGUCACCGAGCUCGAACAGAAGCACACAAUACAAGGCGCUAAGACACAGGAGCAGCUCGAAGAGGCAGAGAAGGUUUUAUUUCUAGAAAUGUGCGAGAUCUGUCUUUGGGGUAAUGCGACGGAUCUCUCGCUCUUGACGAACCUCUCAUACGAAGAUAUUCAGAAGCUGCAAGGCUCCGAGGCGCGCAAGGCAUCAGAGAAGAACAUUUUGGUGAACGACUUAAGCAAGGCAUUCUCCAUCUUGAAAGCCGCGCAGAAGCAAGGCAAGAAGGAGCGACGCGUCGACAUAGUCCUGGAUAACGCGGGCUUCGAGCUCUUCGUCGACCUCAUCCUCGCAGGCUACCUACUCGCGUCGGGCCUUGCUACGAACGUCGUUUUCCACCCCAAAUCAAUACCCUGGUUCGUGUCCGACGUGCUACCAGCCGACUUUGGCGCCCUUCUCUCUGCGCUCGCCGCUCCACAGGGUUUUUACGGUACUCUGUCUGACGAGGACAAACAUGCCGGGAAGGAGGCUGCGCCACUGUCUGACACGGAGAACGCGAGUUUACAGUUCCUUUUUGAGAACUGGAGCGGCAUGCAUGCUGAAGGCCAGCUGGUGCUUCGACCGAACGACUUCUGGACCGCUGGCGGCAGCUACUGGAGACUUCCCAAGACCGAACCCGAGUUGUAUGAGGAUCUAAAGGAGAGCGAGUUGGUAAUCUUCAAGGGCGAUCUGAACUACCGGAAACUAACGGCUGAUGCGGCGUGGUCGCCCACUACACCCUUCACCGACGCUAUCGGUCCCAUGGGUCCUGGCUCCGGUAUCCGCGUCCUCGCACUCCGGACCUGCAAGGCGGAUGUUGUUGUCGGGCUGCCAGAGGGAGAAGACGAGAGGAUCAAAGCGACUGCAGGUGGCGGUGGAGAUAGCGGAGCAAGAAAGUGGGCAUGGAGCGGCAAAUGGGCCGUGGUGCAGUUCUCUGACGGUAAGGCUUAGACUCAAGCGACAGACCGCCGCCCACCUUCGAACUAAACGGAAAUGUGGACAUAACAGUAUUAUACACAUGCUUUUGAACGUGAAACCAGCACAGCUCAUUCCAGAUGCCCCCCAACCCCCUACAACACCUUCACAGUCGAUGGCUCCCCAGUACAUUUAGUCACUGCUCCGCAGCCUUUAACCUAUGUAGACACUAUUAAAAAACCAAUCAACAUUGUUUAACUACUGUC